AUGUCUCCAAAUGAGGAAGAUGAUGAAUCAUUAGAAUCAUCUAAUAGUACAUCAUCGAAUACACAAAAUUUUGCCCAAAAUAGAAACCAAAAAUUCACAAAAAGGCCACGCUCGCAAGAAAAGACAAAAAAAAGAUCUGCUGGAAAUGUCAUUGAAGUACCUACCAAGAUCACUCAAAUGGAAAUAAAUAAUACAUCAGAACAUUUACCACUCUCAGACGUGUCUAAUGACUUGCUUGGGAACAAGCGUGGAAAGGCUCUAGCGACACUAGCAUUCGAAUCCUAUAUGACGUCUACUACAAACAUGUAUAGCAUGGUAUACCCAGAUCGUCCUGUUAAUAAUUCAAUUAAAUCGAAAUACCAAAACAAUUCUCGGUCACAGUUGCCGCCUUUAGCUCGGUCGCCAAUAGAAACAAGAGUACCUACAAUAAUCAUCACACCACCAACACCAACACUAACACCUUUACAAACAUACUCAACACAUACAUGUAAAAGCCCAGUACUAAAGGGCAACGAAAGACACAUCAUCGAUAAUAUUGAAAGAAAUGCUUACGAAAAAGCCGUUCCCCAAAGGUUAAAAGAUAGUAUAGAAAAACAACUUGAAAAUGCGAAAGAACUGUUUGAAAGAAAGAAGGCCAAGUGCAGUAGGGAAUCAUUUUACUCUAAACUAUCUCCAACCCACCCUAGUCGGAUACAUCAGACAGCUGUCGUUGAUGAGGAGAUUGUGAUACUUCCCCUCGAAACUCAACACUCUUUGUAUGACUCUGAAUCAGAAAAAGAGUCGGGAGAUGAUAGCAAAGACUCUGAAGAAUCCAUUCCGCCGCCAUAUACUAGAAAACGACAGCCAAAAUUACGAGAACAUAAAGCCGUAAAACAUUGGUCUUUCGUUGAAACCGAGAUGUUUUAUAUAAUUCUUAAACAUUGUGGUCCAGACUUUUCGUACAUGCGCGAGUUCCUGGAGAACAGGACAUAUGACCAAAUCCACAAAAAGUUUUUAUAUGAGGAAAAUUACCAUCCAUGGAGGAUAACCCAAUGCUUUAAGGAUCACUUCACUGUAUAA
Phycomyces blakesleeanus NRRL 1555(-) is the source of this 1059-nucleotide messenger RNA. RefSeq names its product Homeodomain-like DNA binding domain-containing transcription factor. The record is from RefSeq and is a predicted model, not a curated record. The transcript is spliced from 3 exons. Bases 1 to 1059 code for a protein of 352 amino acids. NCBI's taxonomy places the organism in Eukaryota, Fungi, Mucoromycota, Mucoromycetes, Mucorales, Phycomycetaceae.